Molecule: messenger RNA, 1194 nt
Organism: Colletotrichum navitas
Lineage: Eukaryota; Fungi; Ascomycota; Sordariomycetes; Glomerellales; Glomerellaceae
Exons: 3
Coding region: 1-1194 (397 amino acids)
Source: RefSeq, a predicted model, not a curated record
AUGGCGCCCUUGGCCAGCAAACACCCGCUAGACGACGGCGACGAAGAGCCUAGUAGUCCCAUACAACAGGACCCAAGCGACGACAAUAUCUGGCAGGCCGGCGUCACAGACGACCUUGAGUUUGCAACGCCGCGGCCGUCUGCGCUCCAACGAAAGCUAGCCCAGGCUGCGCGGCGUGAUGACCUUUCCAGCCAGACCAGCAGCUCAGCCAGCCGGGGGUCGCCAUCGACCUCUGGCAGGUCAUCUCCGAGCAAGAGAAUCAGAAAAGCACGCACUGAAGAGACGGGAUUCACUCGGGCCAACUUCUCGCUGCACAGGGACAUGAUGCCGCCGGCCCUUCAAACCAUGUGCGAUGAUGUUGUGCACAUUGGAAAUGGAAGACAUAUUUUGCCUGGUGAUGCCAGGGACGAGCUAUCCUCCCUCGGUAUACCCCCCGAUGCGUUCGCCGUCGCCUCAGGCGCUAGAUUUCAACUAACCCGGUAUCCCUCACGCGGCUUCGUGGCUCGAACUCAUCGUCGCGCUGUGCGAUGCGAUUUCGACCAAGAGGGGGAAUCCUCCUGGAACCAAGAGGUUCACGGUCCGUUGCUUUCGUGGGUUUGCCGCCCAGACGAUGAGGAAGGCUUCAUUGACUUUAGAUACUGUACAUCUGCUGGAGUAGUCAAGCCGUGGAAGCCAGCCAACACCCCCUCUUCGAUGGUGGACUACUGCAUGGUCAUCCGUCCCGACCCCACAAGCGCCGAGGCGAGGGCCAUUGCUACGUUAAAGGCCGGCCGUCCCGGUGACUCUAUAAACCACACCGACUGGGGCAAUUUGAUGCAAGACCCCAUUGUCGUGUCCAUCGAGACUAAGGCUCAAGGUGGAGAUGCCGUCAGGGGGACAUGGCAGAUGGCGACUUGGCAGGCGUGUCAGUGGCGAAGCCUCCGGGACCUUGACCCGGCCCCAUGGCGCGACGCGGUCGGCUUUCUUCCGGGCAUAUUUGUCCAAGGGCAUGAAUGGUUCUUUGUGGCGUCCAUCCCCGGGACCUCGCCCCUCCAAUCAGUAUAUUUCGACAAGAUCCCAAUUGGAACCACGAGCAACCCAUAUGGCAUAUGCAAAAUCUUGGCAGCCUUGCAUUAUCUUCGAUCAUGGGCAGAAGAACUUUACUGGCCAAUGUAUCGUCAGCGUCUCCUGGCAACGACGCAUGACUUGCCGUAG